Monoraphidium neglectum is the source of this 594-nucleotide messenger RNA. RefSeq lists its product as hypothetical. The coding region runs from base 1 to 594 and encodes 197 amino acids. The record is from RefSeq and is a predicted model, not a curated record. Lineage: Eukaryota; Viridiplantae; Chlorophyta; Chlorophyceae; Sphaeropleales; Selenastraceae. The transcript has a single exon.
AUGGCGGUGCACCUGACAGCCCCGGACGGCACCCGCGCGGCCCCGCUCGCCACCGCCGCCGCGGCAGCAACAGCAGCAGCCGCGGCGGUCUCGCGGGAGCGCGCGGGGCGCCUGCUCUGGUCCGCCGUCGCCGCGCAGCUUGCGGCUCCCUCGCGCGCGGGGGUCCGGGAUCGAGAUAGGGAGGAGAAAAUCGUGCUCGUCACCGGUGCCGAGAUCGCAUUUGCCGGGGAGGCAUACGGCCCGCUGUUUAGGGACCUGGCGUCCCACGCGCCCGCGCUGCGCCAGAUCCUCGCGACGCUGACAGAACGCGUCCGGCCCGGCGGCGGCGGCGGCGGCGGCGGCUGGGACGGCGGCUGGGACGGCGGGGACGAGGACACUGUCAGCUGCUGCCUGAAGCUGCUGCAGGGCGCGGCCGCCACGGACCCUGACGCGAUGUUGGCGGCCGCGGGGCCGGCGGCGGCGCUCGCGGCGCCGCUGCUGGCGGUGCUGGCGGGGGCGCCGCCCUGCUGGAGGCCGGCGGCAAUUCCACGUGUCCCGCACUCGCCGCAGGCCUGCUUCUUGCCAUCGUGCGCCGCGGCGCCGGCGCGGCGGUGA